Molecule: messenger RNA, 2345 nt
Organism: Cheilinus undulatus (humphead wrasse)
Lineage: Eukaryota; Metazoa; Chordata; Actinopteri; Labriformes; Labridae
Product: zinc finger protein ZFMSA12A-like
Exons: 7
Coding region: 135-2126 (663 amino acids)
Cellular component (GO): nucleus
Source: RefSeq, a predicted model, not a curated record
AGAAGAACUAACAGCUGGCUUACUGAUUAGAAACUUCCCAAUAAUUUUCAGUUCGUUCUUGUUCAUGAAGGAAAUUUUCACUCUGGAAACGUUCCUGUGGUAUUUCUGCUGUCCAAGCUUUUCGGGUGAACAAAAUGGAGGGUCCCCUGCCUCUCUCCUCUCUGAGGCUCCUGGUUCCUCCUCUGAGAGUGAUGUCAGCUGCCAUGUGGAAGGUUGUUUGUCUGAGAAACAUGAAGCAUUAUGGGAAAGUGGAGGAGUUUGUAUCCAUGGUAUCUGAGGCCAUCCCUGACCUCCUGACAGACAGACAGAUGAGGCUGCUAACUCUGGGCUUAAGAGCAAGGAUGAUGCUACAGCUGUUAAGUUCUAAACAACCAGAGGAUCUCACAGCUGUGAAAACCCACUUAAACACCCUGCUGCUAUCUAGCUCAAACCAGGUUUGUCCAGGAGAUGAAGCUCUUGAAGAGAACUUUGUGAGGCUUGUUCAAAACCUCCUGGAGGACCCAAAAGAAAGAGAACAUUUCCUCAAGAGCGUGUUUCCUGUGGAGUUUGGGCCUGACUUUGAUUCAGCUUUAGAGAAUCUGCUUUGUGAGUUCUUCAGUAGACUGGAAGAGAUGCUGCAUAUACCAGACUUCAAGCAGACUGCAGUGUGGAUCAGUGAUUCGACCUCUGUGCUGGUGGAGUGUGUGCCCAAAGAGGACGACCUCAGAGUUCUGCUCAGGAGCAAGGCCUGUGGAGGGAGGAUGACCAACAAGGAUUCAAGAGUUUCUUCUGACUCAGAGGAGCGACUUCUCUCAUCACUAUCUAUUCCUCCUUCUCUGCAAAAGACCAAUGCCAAAGAUGUGACGUCUAACCUCCAGACACAAAACCAAAGACAAUCUGAGCAUGAUUAUUUUCAGAAGACAAAAUCCAGUGGGAUACAGAAUGUGUGGUUGGCAUCUAAUGAGGAAACAUACAUUGUACAGAUCAGCACUUCAGAGCAAACACCAGCAGAGGAAUGCAGGGAGAGCAACAGAGGAGCCUUACCCACUUGUCAGCCUCCCUCUACGUCUUCUCAGAGUCCUGUUCUGUCUGGCUCUGUGAUUGGCCGACGUCCACGUCAGAGAGUUGCACACAAAUGUGCUCAGUGUGGAAAGUGCUUCAUUUAUCGCUAUCAGCUCCGGGAGCAUCAGCGCGUUCACACCAGAGACUAUCCUUACAAAUGCUCUCAGUGUAGGAAGGCAUUUAGGACGUCAUCUGACAUGUCAGCCCACAGGAAGACUCAGUGCACAGACGCAGCUUAUCUCUGCAUCAAAUGUGGGGACAGCUUCCAGACUGCACAGGACAAGUUCAAGCACAGAUGUGGUCUGAGUGAACAAAAGCUUGACUGUUCAAAGUGUAGAAAGAGCUUUAAGACAAAGUCCCUGCUGGAGAAACAUGAGCUGACCCACACCCAGACUCAGACCUACACAUGCAGACAGUGCGGGCUGGUAUACCCCAGCAUAGGUAAGCUGAAAAACCAUCAGAAGACUCAUCCUCCUCAGCUGUCCAACCAGUGCAGGCAAUGUGGGAAGUUCCUCAGCUCAGCAGCUACUUUGAAAAUCCAUGAGAUGCGCCACCAGCGAAAGAGGACAGGGGUAUGUCCAAACUGUGUGUGUGAGAGCUGCGGCAAAGUUUUUGAGACGAAAAAUCAACUGAAACAGCACAUGCGCAGUCACACAGGCGAGAAGCCGUAUGAGUGCGCGCAUUGUGGGAAACGUUUCUCUAUACCUGGAAACCUCACUAUUCACGUAAGGACCCACACCGGAGACAAGCCGUUUCUCUGCUCUGACUGUGGCAAGGCGUUUGUUUCAGCUGGUGAGCUGCAGGUUCACAGACGUCUGCAUACAGGAGAGAGGCCAUACGAGUGCACUGCAUGUGGGAAAGGGUUCACGAUGGCGGGCCAUUUAAAGGUUCAUAUGCGUGGUCACACUGGUGAGCGUCCUUAUGGUUGUUCAGAAUGUGGGAAGAGGUUUAAAACAGGGACAGAGUUGAAAAGGCAUAACCUGAAGCACACAGGUGUUCGACCAUAUGUGUGUCAGCUGUGUGGGAAGACAUAUACACGCACCAAUCACCUGAACAGACACUUAAAAACUCACAGUGCUGUCUAAAACCAGUUAAUCUGAUUUUUUUGAUCCAUUAUUGUAGUUCUCUAUUUUGGUUGUUGCACAAGUGAUGGAUAGACUUUUGCACUUUAUAAAAUGUUUCCCUCUUAACCCUUUACCUACUGAGUCUAAAAAUGGUGAUUUGGACAUAUUUUGUUAUUAUGGUUGUAAAAUAGUCAGGAAAUGCCCUAAGUCUGAGAGCUUCGGUCCCUUUUCCCAGGAGUA